AUGCUAGACUCACUUAAGUUAGCUGGAUGGGAAGUCGAGUCGUCCACCGAAGAAAUUUUCCGACCCGUCCCUUCUCCAUCAGGCUCCUCGAAGAUCGACAUAGCGUCAUCAUCUUCGCUCAUAACAUCAAUUUUUUUCCUAUUACCUGAUAUAUUUUUAUUAGCAAAUGCCUUGCUUUUUUGCCGGUUCGACAAAUUUCUUAUCUCCCUUUGUACACAUCUUUUAACUUCUUCCGACCUCGUCUUAUUGACCGGCGGAGGCCUUUUUCUCUUCCAGCUUGGAGCGGCCUGUGCGGUGGAGAGCAUCCGUCGCUGGGCCGCCUGUUGGGCGAUCAGUCGUUGGCGAGCAAUUAGGGCAAGCCGCCGAGUAAGCGUAAGAUCAGGCAAGGAAGAGGAGAGAACGUUCCCGGAAGACUGGAUUUCAUAUUUAUCUAUAAAUCAUGAAAAGAAUGCUGAAGUGUAA
Molecule: messenger RNA, 462 nt
Organism: Protopolystoma xenopodis
Lineage: Eukaryota; Metazoa; Platyhelminthes; Monogenea; Polystomatidea; Polystomatidae
Source: the annotation of a GenBank genome assembly